CAGAGACUACGCGUGUUUGGUGCUGGUCUGUCUCUGUCGUGGUAGUUGAUAAUAUUUAGCGCUACUAUUGACUGCUGAAUGUGCAGUCUGGAUCAUUUGUUGCUCAAGAUAACAAACGAAUUCAAAAGCUGCUAUUAGAAGAAUAAGGUAGAAAUGUUUACAUGUGAAUUUCUGCCUGUGUAGUGUGAAGACAAACACUUCGAUUACGGAUGUUGAAUUUAGGUUUUGUCACAAGACUCGAUUUCAGGUCUUUAAAAACAGAACGAGUUUGUGGAAACCUUAAGUGAAAAAAAAGUGGCAGACUUAUUCGGGUACUGGCGGGAGUAAAACACCAACACCCGUGGCUCAUGGUUUUCAGGGGCAGUGUGAGUGGUCGACCCCUAAUUGCAUAUCUCAGGACAACUCUAAUAUGUAAAUAUAUUAGUUGUUACUCGGUGUUCACCAAUAAGAAAAAUAUCAUAGAAGAGGCAGCGUUUUAUUCAUAUAAUCACACGAGAUACUGAGAACUGUGUGACAGGAAUCAAUUGAUAAGAAAAUAGACUUGAAGGGGACCUACGUCCGGCAGCGCGUGCGAGGAGCAGGUAAACACAGACGAGUCUUGUGACGACGCCGCCGCCGCCACCCCUCACCAGUGAACAGUUAUAAGCCUGGAGUCACACCUCGACCCCAGCUGCGCCGUUCGUAGCUAACUCGUGUCAGGAUCUGCCCUUCGGUUGCCGGAGUGACGGUUUGGCGUUGAGGUUAGCGGCAUGAUGGGCGGCAGCGUGGGCGGGGUGUGGGCGACGUGGGCAGCGGUAGCAGUGUCACUUCUAAUGCCCACUGCCUCACAGGUGCUCAUAGACCUGAACGCGGCGGCAGAAGCCGAGGAGUCGCGAGCCCUGGAGAGACGCACCUCUCUAGCGGACACUGUCAACACCUUCCUGGAGGAGACACCCAAGUCAGGCCAGCAGGGUGUUCCUGUAGGAGAGGAACUGGGUGCUCUCCUUCCCCCGCUUCCUAUAGGAUCCCACGACGCCCCUGUGGUCAUGACACACUACACACUGCCUCAAGGUCCACCAGGGAAGAGGCAGAACAUUCCUGUAGUCAUGACCCGGUACACACACAGGGGUCAUGGAGACACACCAGUGGUAAUGACGCAGUUUAGCUUCCCCCAGGGUGUCCCGGGCGUGGACUUCAUUACCCCCCGAGAGAUGGACCGUAACAGUCAUGGUGGUUCUGUGGACGACAAACACACCGACGCUUCACUACCACAAGAGACCCAACACGUAGGUAACCUCACCCUUGUCUCUCACACCUCCACCUCAGCUGGUGAUCAUGAUGGAGUGCCAGCAUCCACGGGUGUUGCUACAGACGAGGUGAGGCCUCCGUCAGCUCUGGAGAUGUUGGUCAAGAUGGCCACACAGGGCCACAAGGGAGGAACUCCUCAAGGCGACAACCCCCCACAUCAAGAGGACGACGAGUACGCCACCACCCUGAGUGACGAUGAUGACUACUUCUGGGACUACUACGGCGACCUCGACGGUACUACUGACAGUGUUUUUGAGGCUGUCAGCGAGGAGCCAAGUGUCUCUCAGGAACGCCGGUUGAUAUCCCCCUCCCCGGCUCAGUAUGUUGGCUUGGGACCAGAAGUUAAAGGUUACCAGGUAUCGUCGUCAACACAUAAGUAUUCACAGCACACUCCAGCACCUCCCCACUCACAGCCACAGUUGUACUCACCAGAGACCCAUUUUCUGGCACAGCAACUAGAGGAGAACUUGUACCGCCUCACGCAGAAUCCUCAGGCACACCUUAUAGUACAGCAGCUACUACGGCAGGAGCCAGAGAUGCAGAAACUCACCGAAUACAUCCUGAAUAAACCUGAGCAUGCUGAGCUCUUACAAACAAUCCAGCAGCAACAGCAGAACUAUGUCCCUCAAGGUGCUGGCCACAACUACUCUCCUCAAGUUGCUGGACAGAACUACCCUCCUCAAGGUGCCGGACAGAACUAUACGCCUCAAAGUCCUGGACAGAUAUAUGUCCCUCAAAGUCCUGGCCAGAACUACUCUCCUCAAGGUGCUGGACAGAACUAUGCGCCUCAAGGUCCUGAACAGAACUAUGCUCCUCAAGGUCCUGGACAGAACUAUGCGCCUCAAGGUCCUGGACAGAACUAUGUCCCUCUGAGACAGCAACAUCAGUCGCGCCCACAGUUGGAGUUGGCGUUUCCUCCACCACCACCCAGUAACGUAGACAUAAACAAAGUGGAGACCUUCAACAUCGUCAUCACCAAGAACCUCACAGGUGGACAGUCAGAACCCUCCGUCCAGAUCCUCUCUGAUGCCAAGGUGGACUCGAUGCUACUCAACACAACCAUCAACUCAGUCAACAACAUUAAAGCUCUCAAGGACGUGGUUGAUUCCGCUGUCAACCACGCCAUCGCCUCCAACCCCGUGGCCAUCCAGGAGACGCUCGCCCAGGUGGUGGAGGGGCCGGAGCAGGAGCCGACAGUCAACGUGGUGAACACAACCAUUCCUAACCUGACCGAGUUAGAGGAUACCAUCAAUAACCUUCUCGGCCCCAACGUGGUGUAUGAACAGAACCCCCAGGCCAGCAUGGCGGUGGGUCACAUCCCUCGCUCUAAUGGAUCUGUCGUUAGCAGACUCCUCAACGGCACUAUUGGUGUGGAGAAUCUCAAUAUUAACUCCACAUCCAAGACUAAUGUGGUUAAUAUUUUCAUAAUUAAUAUCAUUGGUGGAGUGAGAGGUGUUGAUGAUGUUGUUGAUGAUGAUGAGUACAAUGAUGAUGAUGUUCGACCACCAGCGCUGCCGCCACUGACUAUCCCAGGUCAGGUCAUGAAUUUUGGCACGACUGUUCCAUUAUCUUCACUUGGUCCGUUACCACCGCCACCUCUGCCAAGACCUAAACCUGCGAGUACUGUAACAAGUCAGGAUUCCGAGGAGGAUUCUGGUAGCCCUGCUGGAUUACUGCCUCCCGUGCCGCCACCACAGAACAAACUGCUGCUGAAGCCUCCUCAUGUUGUCACCCCCAGUGCAUCUCUGCCUCCAGGCUAUCCAGGAUAUGAACCAGUCGUCACUUCUUCAGUAGCACCAAGUCUCCCAGUUCCUGCUCCCCACAUAGUGUCGGCAUCCUCCACUCAAGUGCCUCAGGGAGGACAAAGCACCGCCCACAGCGCCAACCCUGACGGCAUCAUCCUCAACGAUAAUAAGGUGCUCAACCUCCUGCCGGAGUUCAUCAAGGCCACGACCAUCCCGCCUAUAGUGCCUCUCUACAACAUCUCAGCACACAGCCUGCUGGGCAAGAAACCCUCCGUACUUGGUCUUCUGCCUAGUAAGGUUUUCGAAAUCAUCAAACCUCACUUAGAACUGUCAGACAACAGCACCCAAGGCGGCAUUGUCCGUAAAGUUGCAGUGGGUAACCUGACCAACUACUACUAUCCCAGUUUUCAACCAGUACUAAGAGUGGGUGGCACAGUGACCAAGAGUAGUACUGUUACUCCUCCUCACGCCCAGUAUCAGUUUCCAUCAUACAAUCCCGGUAUUCCUCCACCUGAUCCGGUACCCAGCAAUCCUUUCCCUUUCCGCGCUGCAGCUCCACCGCGGUACACACAAGCAGAUUACUUUACCAGUAAAGGCUCUUCAGGCUUCUACUCAGCAGGUGUCCGUAACUUCUCACCACCACCCGCUAUUGGCUCAGCUCGUAGCCCAAACCCCCAGGCGAGCGCCAUACCGUACCAGAAUCCUCUAAAACAAUACAACAUCGUCAGCGAGAGACAACCAAGCAACCAUAAGGGGGUCAACCUUUUCAAAUUCACCAGAAACAAUAGUGUGAGUGAGAGCGAGGAAUCUGGUGCUCAAAAAGUCGCUGGAUUAAGAACUGAACAACUAGAAGAAAAAAAGAAAUCGCCUCAAGUAUCUAUAAAAGAAGAAUCAGUAAGCAAACCAAAAACCAACACGAAGAGUAAUACGAAAGACAAGAAGAAGUCUCAGUCACUAAAAGAAAUGGCCACUGACGCCGUGACGUCAGCUGGAAAUAGUAUGGACAGUUUCAUGAAAGCUGUUGCUAUUGGAGCAUUACCGAGCGGCAUCGCCUUCGCCUCCGCCUUCUGGCCUUACUGGGCUCCUUUCGUCCUCGGGCGAAGGCGCCGACGUGACUUGAGUGAAUUUGAUGAGGCGGCAUCCAGGGCGAGGAUCUCCCAAGACUGGCUGAGUAUUUUGACUGGGAUGAAAUACAAAGGGGCGGGGACUGAAUUCCCUGAAGCGUGGGACAAGAAAAAUAAUCCAGGCAAGAAACAGACCACUUUCCCCACACGUGGCCAGACAACCAACACCGCUGGUGUGACGGUGAUAACCCCGGAGAAAACUGUAUCACUCACGACUAAAGAAUCUUCUAACUCUAAUAUAACUACUAGGAAAUCAACGACAACAGAGGAAGCAACUUUAAGAGAUUCGAUAACAGUUCCUCCUAGUGUUGUGGAAGUUACAGACAAUACUAAUACAACCACAAUAAACGAGUCAAAAAAGGUGACUCCUAAAUCCAGCGAAGCAACGAAAACAACAACUGUGACGAAAACAUCGGACAAACCCGAGGAAACAGAACUAACGACAGGUGAUACGACUUCAUCCACUGACAUCAAAACAGAGGACAUCAUCAGAACGACGGAGAAAGUCACCACAGUUAAACGCUCUACCCCUGCUAACCCGACCAUCUCCACAACAACGGAGACGAACCUCAAUCAAUCGAUUGCCCAGAUGAUGUCGUCGUUGACCUCAGGUGAUGCUGAACCUGUUGUGCUUCCUUUUAACGUUGAGGUGAUGAGUUCAGGGACAACGACGGAGGUGAACAGGCAGGAAUCGCCCGCAGAUGUGGCUCUCGUCUCCAACUUCCUAUACUCGGCUCUCAACGGCUGGAAGAAUGGACAAAAUUCCCUAACCUCUGAAAAGGAUGGGCUGAAAGAAGAGUUCCCAUUAACAGUAAGUGAUUUUGUUGAACUUCAACUAAGCACAGGUCCUCCCAGGCGAAGAGUUAAUACAACAGACAGUCCAAUAAUCAUCAUCAACAGUGCAUCGUCUACAAACAACAGAUUCACCUCGACUCCUCCUCCUCCUCCUCCACUUUCUCAGACGAUUAUUCCACAAACCACAAACACCCCGCUAAGGACGACCACAAACACCCCGAUGAGGACGACCACUAGACGACCUACCACUUUGCUUAGUAGAUUCCCUGUUAAGGUACCAGACAACCAGGCAACCAAUAACGAAGAUGAGAAAUACCCGGAUAUGUUCUACAGUACUAUUAACCUUCUCAUACAGCCCACAACAACUACCCCACUACCAACAACUACCCCGACGACAACAACAACAACAACCACAACAACUAUCCCAUCAACAAUAAGAACCACAACAAUUCCCCCAAGAAGAACAAUCAGAACAACAACUACUCCAAGAAGAACAAUCAGAACAACAACUCCACCAAGAAGAACAAUCAGAACAACAACUCCCCCAAGAACAACCAGAACAACAACUCCCCCAAGAACAACCAGAACAACAACUCCCCCAAGAACAACCAGAACAACAACUACCCCAAGAACAACCAGAACAACAACUACCCCAAGAACAACCAGAACAACAACUCCCCCAAGAACAACCAGAACAACCUACCCCAAGAACAACCAGAACAACAACUACCCCAAGAACAACCAGAACAACAACUCCCCCAAGAAGAACAACCAAAACAACAACUACUCCAAGAACAACCAGAACAACAACUCCCCCAAGAAGAACAACCAAAACAACAACUACUCCAAAACAACCAGAACAACAACUACUCCAAGAAGAACAACCAAAACAACAACUAUCCCGAGAAGAACAACCAAAACAACAACUAUCCCGAGAAGAACAACACGACCUCAGUCUUCAACUCCCAAUCGAAGAGUAAACACCCCUCCAGCAACAACCACUGCCAACAACACACCAACAACCUCUACAACUACAACCACAACCACAACCACACCCCCGGGUAUCUUUGGCUCCAUCUCUAAUGUGCUUGACGACUCCAAUAACCAACUAAGGAACGCGGUAGGGUUUGUGGGGUCGGUGGCUGUGUACGGGGCAGCUGCACUCCUACCCCUCUGGUUACCCAUCGUCCUGGGCAAGAGACGAAGAAGGAAGCGUAACGUGCAGGACGAUGAGGACCUUCAGGAGUUCCUCGAGGCGGUGAGGAUGGUACAUAGUCCACCUUCAGUAGUACGCCAGCUCUCCUCACACGAUGAUGUCAAGAUAACCAAACAAAAGAAGAAAAUUGGACAGAGUUUCGUGGAUUCAGACGAAGAGAGAAGCCAUUUGUAUAGCCAAUUACCCUCAUGGAAAAAACUUGCUCGACAUCAAAACAAGUUACACAAUCAAGAGGAAAACUAAUACGUCAAAUAAUAUGAUAAGAAAACGUGUUAAGAAAAGUUGUUGUUUCUCGUUAAGUUUAAUUGGUUAUAUUUCUUACCAAAUUGUUGACCUUUUGAGUACGAUGACUUAAAGAUUUUGAGUACGAUGACUUAAAGAUUUUGAGUACGAAUGACUUAACCUUUUGA
Homarus americanus (American lobster) is the source of this 6577-nucleotide messenger RNA. RefSeq lists its product as uncharacterized. The record is from RefSeq and is a predicted model, not a curated record. Lineage: Eukaryota; Metazoa; Arthropoda; Malacostraca; Decapoda; Nephropidae. Gene Ontology annotation, molecular function: RNA binding. The transcript is spliced from 8 exons. Bases 750 to 6410 code for a protein of 1886 amino acids.